Messenger RNA from Kazachstania africana CBS 2517, 612 nucleotides. It is a transcript of the gene CPR2, whose product is annotated as peptidylprolyl isomerase CPR2. Lineage: Eukaryota; Fungi; Ascomycota; Saccharomycetes; Saccharomycetales; Saccharomycetaceae. Gene Ontology annotation, cellular component: fungal-type vacuole; endoplasmic reticulum. The record is from RefSeq and is a predicted model, not a curated record. Gene Ontology annotation, molecular function: peptidyl-prolyl cis-trans isomerase activity. The coding region runs from base 1 to 612 and encodes 203 amino acids. Gene Ontology annotation, biological process: protein peptidyl-prolyl isomerization; protein folding. The transcript has a single exon.
AUGAAACUAUUGAGCUGUUUAUUGCAUUUGAUCACGUUUUUUACUGUGGCAAUGGCCACUUCUGGUGAAUCAGAUUCUCCAACUAUUACCCACAAGGUCUACUUUGAUAUUGAACAUGGUGGCAAGUCUAUGGGUCGUAUUGUCAUGGGUUUAUACGGUGACGUUGUUCCAAAAACCGUAGAGAACUUUUACCAAUUGACCAUUUCCAAGGAUGCCAACUUAGGUUUCAUUAAUUCUAUCUUCCACAGAGUCAUUCCAGAUUUCAUGAUUCAAGGUGGUGAUUUCACUCACCAUUCCGGAAUCGGUGGUAAAUCCAUCUACGGUAACCGUUUCCCAGAUGAAAACUUCAAAUUGAAGCAUAGCAAACCAGGUAUGUUAUCCAUGGCUAAUGCUGGUAAGGACACCAACGGUUCUCAAUUCUUCAUUACCACUGUUCCAACUCCUUGGUUAGACGGUAGACACGUCGUCUUUGGAGAAAUCCUAGAAGGAAUGGAUGUUGUCAGCGCCAUCGAGCACGUUAAGACUGAUAGAAGAGACAAACCACUCAAGGACGUCAAGAUUGUUGCCACUGGUGAAUUAUCUGUUGACAAGGUAGCCCGUGAUGAAUUGUAA